AUGUUGAGGCCGAGGAAAGCCACGCGAACGAGACAGCGCCAUCCUCCCAGAAACCGCGCCGGUGACCCCCGAAACAACGUCUGCGUUGAGCCUAUGAUGGGCGCCGCUUCCCGAGGCGGGCAACAACCAAAUCGAGUUUGUCUCAUGUUCGGUAGCACCAGAUUGAAUCCGCUCGCCAUCGCGGGGAUUGGCUUUUUUGUCAAUAAAGUUGAAGUUCUUUAUGUUACGUAUGGCAUUCUCACAGGUGCCUUCGUUGCCGCCGAAACUGUUUUGCUGUAUCUUCCUGCAAAAGCUGUAAACGUUGGUCUCUCAAUCGAGCAAGGAGCCUUAAUCAUGUCCAUCUAUGGCGCCAUGUUUGCGUUUAGCCAAUUUAUUGUUGGAAUUCUGGCUGACUUUAUUCAUAUCCCAACAAGCUACAUUCUGAUGUUUUCAAUGCUCGUCAUGUCAGCCACAACUGUCGCUUUUACAUUCGUCCAUUCAUUCGCUUUUUUCGUCCUGUUCAUAUCCCUGUUUGCGAUGUGCAAGGGAUUUGCCUCUGCUCUACGUGUUGUACUUGUGGCAUCCAUCUUGGGAGUGAAAAAGUUGGAAAAAGGUUUUUCUCCCUUGAGUCUUUUGAUUGGUGUGGCUUUACAAAAUCUUUCCGAAUGUCGCAAAACUUGA
Acanthosepion pharaonis is the source of this 660-nucleotide messenger RNA. Lineage: Eukaryota; Metazoa; Mollusca; Cephalopoda; Sepiida; Sepiidae. The record is from the annotation of a GenBank genome assembly.